GCCAUAAAGGCCGCCUGCGAACGAGGCGCCACUGAGAUGUGAUUACUCGUUCUUCUCCAAAAAAGAAAAGAAAAUGAGCACGCGGUACGUUUAGUAGUACUACUUAUCAUCGCGAAAAUUAAUCUUUUUAAAACCGGUUAGUGCUCUAGAAACUGCAGCCGUUCAGUCUCUCUCAUUGACUUUCCGAUAGCUGUCGGGAAAAAACGACAGUACCAUCAAGAACCCACUUGAGAACGACAAUCACCAUCAGAACAAAUUACCAAAACAUCAGUGUAUGUGCUCAUCCACUCGUAGAUCCAACCGUGUCGUAACUUGACCCCAGAUAAGGGUCUUAUCUCUCACUUCAAGUUUCUCACAGAAAGAGUAACACUGUAGAAGAAUCGACAUAUUGUACCUAAAAUGUCGCUGCGUGAGUACGACUCGGAAGUUGCCCUUUGUAGGGCCAGGCAGGAAGAAGAUGAGUUCGACCUAAAGUUCUACAAGCAGAUGGGAGAUGGGCUUCCUGUUAUCAAUGAUCUUUCAGACCUGAUGAGACAAUUGCGAUUAAUUUUCGAUAGUGAUGAUAACCAUGUGAACAUUGAGCUAGUGAGGUAUUGCAUGAAGGCCUACAAAUCCAACCCUGCUGAUUGGAAGAAGUAUGCAAAGUUUGACAGAUACAGGUAUACCCGUAACUUAGUAGACAGCGGUAAUGGCAAAUAUAACCUGAUGGCCUUGUGCUGGGGUGAAGGUCACGGUUCAGGAAUUCAUGAUCACCAAAACUCUCAUUGCUUCAUGAAGAUGUUGCAAGGUAGCUUACAGGAGAUACGGUUUGCUUGGCCUGAAGCGGAAGGUGAAGAAAUGAAGGAAGUCGGAAGGACAAUUAUGAAAACCAACGAUAUUUGUUAUAUUAACGAUUCGUUGGGCCUACAUAGAGUAGAGAACGUUUCCAAUGUCGACACAGCCAUCUCCCUACAUCUGUACUGUCCUCCAUUCAACACGUGUUCAGUGUUCAGCCAAAGAACUGGACAGAAAUCUACGGCAAAAAUGACAUUUUACUCUCUAUACGGGAAACGUAAUAAGGAGAUUUGUGAUACUCAGGAACCAGAAGAUAAUUAAAACAUGCACUAUGUAUAUGUUCUAAGUGCGCUAACAAAUAGCCUAUAGAGUAUAAGAAAUAAAACAAAUUAUGUUUAUACUGCAAUAAAUUAUUGCUAAUCGAGAUGAGAUGACCAUUCACAAGAAACAUUAAAUAACCUAAGGAUUUUAUAAGUGCAGCUGUAGAAAUGUUGGAAAAUAAAAGACAAAAAAUGAUAAAUAUGUGAUUGUCUUUCUCCAAAAGUGAUGAGCACAUGACUUUCAAACACGCAAUCGGUUUUUUUAUUAUGUUGAUUUGGAAUAUUCAGUAAAAGUUCAAAAGACCAAUAACUCCGUCGUAUAUUUCUAAAACAUACGAACAACCCGACUGUAGUAAUCGUAAAGAAUGAAGAUUUAAUUGCACUAUGAAGACAAAUCUAAUACUCAUAAAAUCUAAAACUUACUGAUUUUAUCGAUCCUGGUGACAGAUUGCGAUUUAUAAAACAACCAAAAACAGUGGGAUGUUUUUUGCCAAUCUGAUAAACAAAAAUGAGGUACUUUCCGGUGACGGGAACAAUAGAAUCAAAUAUUUAUGUCCUAUCCUAUACAGGCGGGAAAGGGGGAUGUCAGAUACUGGGCUGUAAUUUUUAAUAUGUUUUACUUUUAUUUUGUACUCCUACAAUUAUUGCAAUUUUUUGUUUGGAUCAAUACAAUAGUUAUAAAAAUACUGAGAGUCUUAAUACAAUUUUCAAGCUCUCUCGUUUCACAAUUCUGUUGGGUAAGCAGUAUUAGAAUGGUUAAUGCUGAUGGAAGGGCUAUGAGAGGGUGGUAUAAAUAUAAGAUUAUAAUACAUCAUAGUAGCAAAUCAUGAACUUAGGAGACUAGGAGGAGACUAACAAACUACCAGUUUCUGCGGUCACCGCAUCGUUUCCUCUCUUGCAUUCUUUUCGCUAAGGAGUAAUAGAUCUAAAGCUGACCACAGCUUGAAAAAAUAUGCUUUGAUUAGUUUUGAUACCCUUACUUCCAUGUUUUGGAUUAUGUGUAAUGUUAUUGCG
Molecule: messenger RNA, 2108 nt
Organism: Acanthoscelides obtectus
Lineage: Eukaryota; Metazoa; Arthropoda; Insecta; Coleoptera; Chrysomelidae
Source: the annotation of a GenBank genome assembly